Messenger RNA from Ogataea philodendri, 696 nucleotides. RefSeq lists its product as uncharacterized. Gene Ontology annotation, molecular function: riboflavin synthase activity. The record is from RefSeq and is a predicted model, not a curated record. Bases 1 to 696 code for a protein of 231 amino acids. The transcript has a single exon. Gene Ontology annotation, biological process: riboflavin biosynthetic process. Lineage: Eukaryota; Fungi; Ascomycota; Pichiomycetes; Pichiales; Pichiaceae.
AUGUUCACCGGUAUCGUCGAGACCGUGGGUGUUAUCCACGAGGUUGAGGAGGUUGGCCAGCACGGCGACCUCGACAUUGUCAUCUCCAACGCUGCGUCUAUCCUCGGCGAUUGUCAUUUGGGCGACUCCAUUGCUGUCAAUGGCAUCUGUUUGACAGUGACGGAGUUUUCUGAUUCCACCUUCAAAGUCGGGGUGUCCCAGGAAACUUUGCGCAAGACCAACAUUGGCAGCCUCGCCAAGGGCACCAAGGUCAAUCUCGAGAGAGCUGUGUCAGGCGAGGUCCGUUUCGGAGGCCAUAUGGUCCAAGGUCACGUUGACACCAUUGCCAAGAUCGUCUCUCGCGAACCUGACGGAGAUAGCAUCCAGUUCGGUUUCGAACUCAGAGACAAGGAACUGAUGAACUACAUCGUCCAAAAAGGCUUCAUCUGUAUCGACGGAACAAGUCUGACCGUCAUUGACGUCGACUACACCCAGGCCCGGUUCAAGAUCAUGAUGGUGGCUUACACCCAGCAAAAAGUUGUUCUGCCCCUGAAAAAGAUCGGAGAUACCGUUAACAUCGAGGUCGACCUCAUGGGCAAGCUGAUCGAGAGACAGGUCGAGGCCAACCUCCUCAGCAGUGGCAGUGCUCUACAGAAGCUUGUGGAGAACAUUGUCGACAAGCAGCUCGACAAGAAGCUCAAGCUGUUACAAAACUAG